Molecule: messenger RNA, 390 nt
Organism: Cooperia oncophora
Lineage: Eukaryota; Metazoa; Nematoda; Chromadorea; Rhabditida; Trichostrongylidae
Source: the annotation of a GenBank genome assembly
CCCAGCCUCUGUCCUACUUGUCAGUGUCGCUGUUUUUCAGAUCAGGAGACGAAUUCAUGUGAGCCUGAUUGCUCAGAGGAGUUUGCACGGUAUUACAUAUUGUCUCAUCACCUCCGUUCUUCUGUGAAGAGGUCAAACAUACUACAGCUAGCAAAAGAACUACAUUUGUCCGGAUUUUCUUCACCCGGAAAGCCCGCUGUUAUCAUAGUCGAAGGGAAAACAUCAUCAUGUGAAGAGUUUUGGAGAGAAGUGAAAUCGUGGUCAUGGCAGCGAAUUUCAUUACGACAUUCAGAGGUGCUGAAUUCACCAGAGGAUCGGAGGUUUACCGAGUUUUCUGAAAUUCCUCCCAAUCCUUCAGGCACUCCAAUGGGUAUGUUAAACGGUUAUUAG